Bufo gargarizans (Asiatic toad) is the source of this 2325-nucleotide messenger RNA. RefSeq names its product RAB23, member RAS oncogene family (gene RAB23). The transcript is spliced from 8 exons. The record is from RefSeq and is a predicted model, not a curated record. Gene Ontology annotation, molecular function: GTPase activity; GTP binding. Bases 629 to 1405 code for a protein of 258 amino acids. NCBI's taxonomy places the organism in Eukaryota, Metazoa, Chordata, Amphibia, Anura, Bufonidae.
AAUCGCGCGGUCCACUUAAACACAUGUGACUGAUUGUGGACAGAGCCCACUUCACAUUUGGGACCUGCGGCGUUCAGACAUUGAGGCAACGUAUUGAAAACCCUUUUUAUUUGUAUGUAAUAAUGCCUAGAGUCUUUGUUGUCAUGGUAGGCCCAUAUCACUUCCUCCAACCACCUGGUGCUAAAAUGUUCCCACAACACAGUGGUGUCCAGGGUGUGCUGGACCUGAAGGUGUCACCCAUUUCCUGUUGACUUUAGGUGGAGGGAUUUGCCCACGUGUCUGUCCUAAUGUAGUUUCUGUUUAGCCUCUGACCUUACUAUGGUAACGGUCCUGCAGCUGAGGCGUACUGUAUAAAUCCGCCACCUGGGGAGCAUUGACCCACCGUGCAUGUGGCUGCAGAGUCUGAUUGGAAAUCGUGAGGUCUUCUUGUGUUAACGCCCUGAACAUAUGUUUCCAACAAAAAUAUUUUGCUGGUGAAUGUGAAACAUCCCGGGAAUCAUCCAUGACUGAGCCGCCCAGUGCUUUCCAAAGAUCCAUUUGUGUUCUACGUGGGUCAGUUCCUUGUAAUCGGAACCUGUGGGACUAUGGAGACCACUUGUAACGGGACGUACGGGAAGGAAGCCCUAUAAUGUCCUCGUCUGUUUAUUCAAGGAUAAAUUCAGAACACAGUGCUAAACUGCAAGCAAGCAAGAUGUUGGAAGAGGACAUGGAGGUGGCCAUUAAGGUGGUGGUGGUUGGGAACGGUGCCGUUGGUAAAUCAAGUAUGAUUCAGAGGUACUGCAAGGGAAUAUUUACCAAGGAUUAUAAGAAAACCAUCGGCGUGGACUUCCUGGAAAGACAAAUUCAGAUAAAUGAUGAAGAUGUUCGGCUUAUGUUAUGGGACACCGCAGGUCAAGAGGAGUUUGAUGCAAUAACUAAAGCCUAUUACAGGGGUGCCCAAGCCUGUGUGCUGGUAUUUUCUACAACGGAUAGGGAUUCAUUUGAAGCGGUGCCCAGCUGGAAAGAGAAGGUGAUGGCUGAAGUUGGAGAUAUUCCUACUGUUCUUGUUCAAAAUAAAAUUGACCUGCUGGAUGACACAGUUAUUAAGAAUGAAGAAGCCGAGGCCCUGGCAAAAAGGUUAAAACUGCGAUUUUACAGAACGUCUGUUAAGGAAGAUCUGAAUGUUACUGAAGUUUUUAAAUAUUUGGCUGACAAGUAUUUACAAAGGCUAAAACAGCAGAACGCUGAAGACACCGAAAUUUUGCACACUAGCAGCAACAAAAUUGGGGUAUUUAACACUGCAGGCGGUAGUCACUCCGGUCAGAAAUCCAGUGCUAUCAACGGGGGAGAAGUUAUCAACCUAAGGCCAAAUAAACAGAGGACCAAGAAAAGCAAAAGUCCUUUUAGCAGUUGCAUGUUACUCUAAGACUGUAUGGUACAGAUCCGAAAAGGAGAACUUCAAGUCUGGGACUACAGUGCAAUUGACCAGAGGAAUACAGCCAAUUCCAGAGACAACUGUCACUUCUAGCUGAAUUUGAUACCAUCAAGAGGAGCGCAGUGUGGGUUAGGCCACCUAGUGUUGGCCAGGGAAAUUGCAUGUUAUGGUGUACCAACUGAACAAAUGCUGCCCACAUACAGUUCUAUGAAACCUCCACAUUUGUAGUAUUUAUUGGAGAUGAUAUAUUUAACCUUACUAAUUGUAUGGAUGCUUUUUUGCAGCAUCUGUUGGAUACCAAGUCACACACUACAUGGUACUUGUGCAAUAUUCAUCUUGCUCACAAAUCAUUGCCUGAUGUCUGUAAGAAGGUGCAUAUACAGGACGUUUAUAUCCCCAUGAAAUGACAUGUAUGAAAUAAAGGAUCCUCUAUUCAGUUUACAUAGAAAUACUAAUGUGUUUUAAAGAUGUUCAGUCAUAUCUAUGUUUUGGGACCUCACAGGUUGAUGUGCUUUGUGCCAAACUGCUUUGUCGCUAUUAAGUGCUUGAAAAUGUAUUUUUUUUAAAGUUCAUCUCAACUGUUCUAGCCAUCCAGCACACUGUAGGACGCCCAGUUUCAUAUGGCCUUCUGCCACAUACAUCAGCCUCCUGCUGUCUAUUAAGUGGCCUGUUAAUAGGAAACAUUUUUGAAAACCUUUCCAUUUUGGACCUUCUAUCUAGAUUUUACAAAUGUCUUAUUUUAUACACCUUAGGAUACAGGGAGCGUUGGGAGUCUGGUGAAUGAGGCCUUUAUUCAUUCCGGGAUAUGUCUUAUUUUUCUUUUCACAAUUGUCUUCACCUUAUAUUAUACCUUAAAGGGAACCUGUCACCGGGAUUUUGUGUAUAGAGCUGAGGACAUGGUUUGCUAGAUG